Molecule: messenger RNA, 4630 nt
Organism: Spea bombifrons (plains spadefoot toad)
Lineage: Eukaryota; Metazoa; Chordata; Amphibia; Anura; Pelobatidae
Product: brefeldin A-inhibited guanine nucleotide-exchange protein 2-like
Exons: 32
Coding region: 5-4411 (1468 amino acids)
Biological process (GO): regulation of ARF protein signal transduction
Molecular function (GO): guanyl-nucleotide exchange factor activity
Source: RefSeq, a predicted model, not a curated record
AGCAAUGUCUGAAGCGGAGGAGCCUCCUCCAGAAAUAGUUCAGGCUAAUGGGAUUGCAGACGACGGGCAAUCUGUGUCUUCUACGGAUAACUUGGAAUCCGAUUCUAUGCACGGUCAGCAAACUGGUGCUAGAUUCUCUCACGUUCUCCAGAAAGACGCCUUUCUUGUAUUCCGAUCCCUCUGCAAACUUUCAAUGAAACCCCUAGGAGAUGGACCUCCGGAUCCCAAGUCUCACGAGCUACGCUCCAAAGUGAUCUCCCUGCAGCUUCUCCUCUCCGUGUUGCAGAACGCCGGCCCGGUGUUCCGAACCCACGAAAUGUUCAUCAACGCCAUCAAGCAGUACCUGUGCGUGGCGCUGUCCAAGAACGGCGUGUCCUCCGUGCCGGACGUCUUCGAGCUCUCCCUCGCUAUAUUCCUCAGUUUGCUGUCAAACUUUAAAAAGCAUUUAAAAAUGCAGGUCGAGGUGUUUUUCAAAGAAAUCUUCUUAAAUAUUUUGGAGACGCCCUCAAGUUCCUUUGAACAUAAAUGGAUGGUCAUUCAGACUUUGACGAGGAUUUGCGCAGAUGCCCAGUGUGUGGUGGACAUCUACGUUAACUACGACUGUGAUUUGAACGCGGCCAAUAUAUUUGAACGGCUUGUUAGCGAUUUAUCUAAAAUUGCCCAGGGGAGAAGCGGUCACGAGCUUGGGAUGACGCCUUUACAGGAGAUCAGCCUCCGGAAGAAAGGAUUGGAGUGCCUGGUGUCCAUACUGAAGUGUAUGGUGGAAUGGAGCAAAGACCUGUACGUGAAUCCUAACCAUCAGUCCCAUCUCGGCCAGGAAAAGAACUCUGAUGUGGAAAGCAGCGAAAAUAAGACCCCUGAAAUAUUAGGGCGCCGGAGCAGCGCCAGCUCUUUGGAUUCGACUGUAUCUUCGGGAAUCGGUAGCUUCAGCACCCAGGCGUCCGUCGCAGACGACCCGGAGCAGUGCGAAGUCAUAAAGCAGCAGAAGGAAAUUAUCGAGCACGGCAUAGAGUUAUUUAACAAGAAGCCAAAAAGAGGAGUUCAGUUCCUACAGGAGCAGGGGAUGCUUGGCUCCGCGCCCCAGGACAUCGCUCAGUUCCUGCACCAAGAGGACCGUCUGGAUUUUACUCAGAUAGGGGAGUUUCUGGGAGAAAACAAUCGCUUUAACCGCGAGGUGAUGUAUGCCUACGUGGACCAGCUUGACUUCUGCGACAGGGAUUUCGUGUCCGCUCUGCGCAUGUUUCUCGAAGGCUUCCGUCUCCCCGGAGAAGCGCAGAAGAUCGAUAGGCUUAUGGAGAAAUUUGCUGCUCGGUAUUUGGAAUGUAAUCAGAGGCAAACCAUGUUCGCUUGCGCGGACACAGCGUACGUCUUGGCGUAUUCCAUUAUAAUGUUAACGACGGACCUUCACAGUCCUCAGGUAAAGAAUAAAAUGACGAAGGAGCAGUACAUCAAAAUGAACAGAGGCAUCAAUGACAGCAAAGACCUCCCCGAGGAAUACCUGUCUGCCAUCUUCGACGAGAUCGAAGACAAGAAAAUUGCCAUGAAGGAGACCAAAGAGUUUACAAUCGCGACCAAAUCCUCCAAACCGAGUGUCGCCAGCGAGAAGCAGAGACGGUUAUUGUACAAUAUGGAGAUGGAACAAAUGGCGAAGACGGCUAAGGCCCUGAUGGAGGCCGUGAGCCACGCCAAAGCCCCGUUUACCAGCGCCACGCAUCUGGAUCAUGUCAGGCCAAUGUUUAAACUUGUGUGGACGCCGCUGCUGGCCGCCUAUAGCAUUGGGCUGCAGAACUGCGAUGACAACGAGGUGGCGGGACUGUGCCUGGAAGGGAUUCGAUGCGCCAUCCGAAUCGCCUGCAUCUUUGGCAUGCAGCUUGAAAGAGAUGCUUACGUGCAGGCGCUCGCCCGCUUUUCGCUGCUGACGGCCAGCUCCAGCAUCACCGAAAUGAAGCAGAAGAACAUAGACACCAUCAAGACUCUGAUCACCGUGGCUCACACGGACGGAAACUACCUCGGAAAUUCCUGGCACGAGAUUUUGAAGUGUAUCAGCCAGCUGGAGCUCGCUCAGCUCAUUGGAACGGGUGUGAAGACCCGUUACAUUUCGGGAACCGGCCGCGACCGAGAAGGAAGCAUAAAGAGCUACACGUCUGGCGGAGAGGAGUUCAUGGGGCUGGGAUUAAGCACGCUCGUCGGCGGCGGAGUUGAUAAGAAGCAGAUGGCCAGCAUUCAGGAGUCAGUUGGGGAAACCAGCUCGCAGAGUGUGGUCGUAGCCGUAGACAGGAUAUUCACUGGAUCCACCAGGCUGGACGGAAACGCAAUCGUUGACUUCGUCCGCUGGCUGUGUGCCGUGUCUAUGGAUGAGCUGGCCUCCGUACACCACCCGCGCAUGUUCAGCUUGCAGAAGAUCGUAGAGAUCUCUUACUAUAACAUGAAUCGAAUCCGCUUGCAGUGGUCCAGGAUCUGGCAAGUCAUUGGUGAUCACUUCAACAAGGUUGGCUGCAACCCCAAUGAAGAUGUCGCUAUCUUUGCCGUGGAUUCUCUGCGCCAGCUGUCCAUGAAGUUCCUUGAGAAAGAUGAGCUGGCCAACUUCCGCUUCCAGAAGGAUUUCCUAAGGCCCUUUGAGCACAUCAUGAAGAAGAACAGGUCUCCCACUAUUCGGGAUAUGGUCAUUCGCUGCAUUGCGCAGAUGGUGAACUCUCAGGCCGGCAACAUUCGCUCUGGGUGGAAGAAUAUCUUUGCCGUGUUCUACCAAGCGGCCGCGGACCAUAACGGGAAUAUCGUGGAGCUCACCUUUCAGAACGUCAGCCAUAUUGUUGUAAAUGUGUUCCAGCAUCACUUCCCCGCAGCAAUAGAUUCUUUCCAGGACGCGGUGAAGUGUUUGUCGGAAUUCGCCUGCAACGCGUCGUUCCCGGACACCAGCAUGGAGGCCAUCCGCCUGAUCCGCUAUUGCGCCAAGUACGUCUCCGAAAAGCCGCAGGCGCUGAGGGAAUACACCAGUGACGAUAUGAACGUGGCUCCUGGCGACCGGGUUUGGGUGCGAGGAUGGUUUCCUAUAUUGUUUGAACUUUCCUGCGUUAUUAACAGAUGCAAACUGGAUGUGAGGACACGAGGCCUUACCGUGAUGUUUGAGAUCAUGAAGAGCUAUGGCCAUACCUUUGAGAACCAUUGGUGGCACGACCUUUUCCGAAUCGUGUUCCGAAUUUUCGACAACAUGAAACUCCCAGAGCAGCAAACAGAGAAGUCUGAAUGGAUGACCACCACGUGUAACCACGCGCUUUACGCUAUCUGCGAUGUGUUUACCCAGUUCUAUGAGCCCUUAAGCGACGUUCUCCUUGCUGAUAUCCUCACGCAGUUACACUGGUGCGUGAAACAAGAUAAUGAGCAGUUGGCCCGAUCCGGUACCAACUGCCUGGAAAACUUAGUGAUUUUGAACGGAGAGAAGUUUAGCCCCAAAGUUUGGAAUCAGACAUGUGACUGUAUGCUGGACAUCUUUAAAACUACCAUUCCUAGCGUGUUAUUAACGUGGAGACCGUCUGGAACGGAAGACGAUACGUCCGAGAAACGCUAUGAUCUAGAUAUUGAUCGACAGUCUAACAGCAGCAUCGAUCGGAAUCCGUCUGACAGAGCCCACAGCCAAGUGUCCAACACCACGGAGGAGAACUGGAGAGGGAAAUCCAGUGAAAGAAUGGCGGACCAGAAGCUGUUCGCCGGGCUUCUCAUUAAAUGUGUGGUGCAGCUGGAGCUGAUCCAGACCAUCGAUAACAUCGUGUUUUAUCCGGCAACCAGCAAGAAGGAAGACGCCGAGCAUUUUGCCGCUGCGCAGAGAGACGCCCUGGAGAAGGAGAUACAUAUAGACUCCGAGGAGCAGGGGAUGUAUAGAUAUAUGUCCACGCAGCACCUCUUCAAGCUCCUGGACUGUCUACACGAAUCCCAUUCAUUUGCGAAAGCCUUUAACUCCAACAACGAACAGCGAACCGCGCUAUGGAGAGCAGGAUUCAAAGGGAAAUCCAAACCCAAUCUGUUGAAGCAAGAGACCAGUAGCUUGGCCUGCUGCCUGCGAAUCCUCUUCCGAAUGUACACGGACGAGGAGCGCCGGGGCUCCUGGGGUGACAUUGAGCAGAGACUCUUAAACGUGUGCAGCGAGGCGCUUGCCUACUUCAUUACGGUGAAUUCGGAGAGCCACCGCGAGGCCUGGACCAGCCUGCUGCUGCUGCUUCUAACCAAAACCCUGAGGGUCAGCGACGACAAGUUUAAAGCUCACGCUUCGAAGUAUUACCCGCACCUCUGUGAAAUCAUGCAGUUCGACCUAAUCCCGGAACUGCGUGUCGUGCUGCGCAAGUUCUUCCUCCGCAUCGGGGUCGUCUUCAAGGUCUGGACGCCUCCGGAGCGACCGCAAGGAGCUGGCGCGUGUUGAUGUGCGGAACGCUCCCCCCCCCCGGUAGCGCUUCUAGAGACCGGUUACUCGAGCCCCUCUAUCCUGCCUGCGCCCACCGCUGGUAAUUAAGCACGUGUCUCCACUACAGUCCGUGUUCGACAUGAAGGUCAAGGGGUCGGAAUUUGUAUUAUCCAAAAAAAAAAAAAGGCACUUUGUUCUCCAGAAUCCUUUCUUAAAUAUAGUACGGUUUUAACAAAU